Amoebophrya sp. A120 is the source of this 1209-nucleotide messenger RNA. The record is from the annotation of a GenBank genome assembly. Lineage: Eukaryota; Dinophyceae; Syndiniales; Amoebophryaceae.
UGUCGACUCGUGCGAGAGGGAGAGUAGUUGCGAAUCGCACAUUUCAUCUUCAAGCGAGAGAAGCGACUCGCUGAAAGGAGUAUUCUAAAUGAGCAGGACUUCCUCGGAAAUAUCCAUCUCGCAGUUCUUGUUUAAAAGUGUUUGCUUUUCGCCCCCUUAGAACACGAAACCGACGAAAUUAUGCCGCUGCAACUUGCCGUCCCUCCGCAGAUUCGGGUUCUGCAACCCGUUCCCCCCGUCGGCGAAACCGGUGGGCUGAUCGACGGGUCGGCGAUUCUGAACAAAAAGGUCCCCUACGGCUGCCCCUGCGCGGGACGUGGCUCCGCGGUUGCGCACAAUGCCAUUCAAAACGCGCUCGCAACGGCCACGAAACAGUUUUACCUUACGCGACAGGCUGCCGACGAUCUCGCGGCGACGACCAAGGAGAGCGAGAUAAGGCAGCUGGCGAAGCGAGCGGGGGCCUACGGUAUAAAUCUGUUGCCAUAUUAGGAUCAGACAUUCGAGGAGUUAUUUUUGCAUUGCAGUGGGAAUUUGCGUGAAGUUGAUUGUCUUCGAGCACUACACGUUGAAGAAAAGAACUUUAGUCUUCCGUGUUUUUAAUCCCUUCGACGCGGUUGCAUUUUUCAUUCCAAACCGACAGCACACGAUUUGGAGUUUUUGGGGCGGAGUAUGGCAAUGGUACUGAAGAUGCCGGUUGCGGUGAACCCUCCCUUUCUUCCCUUCGACAUGAAAAUGGCAAAAACCAGCAGCGACAAGCAGGUGGACGCCGCCGCGGCGGCUGACGCUGCGCCGGGGGAGGCGAAGGCCGAGGAGGAUGCAGAAGUCAAGGCGGCAAGCUUUGGGGAAGCUGCGGUGGCUGCAUGGGCAAUAGUAUCAAGGUUUGCAGCGAAGUCUGGUGAUGAAAAUGCACGUAGAUUAGACGACGAAAAAGAUAAACAUCCAUUUCAAAGAAAAAGAAGAAGAAAGCAAAAAAACUUUUUUCUUGCCUCCUGCGAUUCUCUCUUUUUGUAAAAAUCAUUUUCAACUUUCUGAGAUUGAGAGCAUGCUGCUGAGUUUCUUCGUGUAAAAUUUUCAGUCCAACCAGCUCGAGGAAUUUGUCGCGAAACGUAGUCCGCAAGAGUAAUGAAUGAACAAAAUUUUUGCGAGUGUCUCUUUUUAAGUGUAACGCAUCUAGAUGGAAAAGCAAAUGGCAGAAGCAAAAACCGACCG